This is a messenger RNA of Candida tropicalis MYA-3404, 1125 nucleotides long. RefSeq names its product RNA export factor (gene GLE2). Gene Ontology annotation, molecular function: RNA binding; ubiquitin binding. Gene Ontology annotation, cellular component: nuclear pore. The transcript has a single exon. Gene Ontology annotation, biological process: RNA export from nucleus; transcription-dependent tethering of RNA polymerase II gene DNA at nuclear periphery. Lineage: Eukaryota; Fungi; Ascomycota; Pichiomycetes; Serinales; Debaryomycetaceae. The coding region runs from base 1 to 1125 and encodes 374 amino acids. The record is from RefSeq and is a predicted model, not a curated record.
AUGUCAUUCUUAGGAAGUGCGGCAACUACUUCUACUACUUCAGCAUCAAGUGCAGUUACAGGUCAAGAACUAUUGAAUGAUAUAACGAUAAACAACCCUCCUGAAGACUCAAUUGAAGAUCUUUCAUUCUCACCACAACAAGAUUUAUUAGCCGUCGCAAGUUGGGAUAAAAAAGUCAGAAUUUAUGAAGUGGAUUCAAAUACAGGUAACAACAUGGGUAGAGCCAUGUAUGAACAUAAUGCUCCAGUUUUCUCAUCACGUUGGUCUUUGGAUGGUACAAAAAUCAUCUCUGGUGGGGCAGACAACCAAGUGAAAAUAUUCGAUUUAGCAACCCAACAAGCACAACAAAUUGGUCAACAUGAUUCUGCUGUGAAAUCAGUUAGAUAUGUUGAAUGUGGACCUACUAAUACACAAGUUGUUGCCUCCGGAUCCUGGGAUAAAACAUUAAAAUAUUGGGACAUGAGAUCACCUCAGCCAGUUUCCACAAUCAAUUUACCAGAAAGAGUCUACUCCAUGGAUAGUUCACAGAAACUAUUAGUUGUUGGAUGUGCAGAUCGUCAUAUUAGUAUAAUUGAUUUAAAUAACCCCCAACAAAUCUUCAAGAGUUCGCAAUCUCCUUUGAAAUGGCAAACCAGAGUUGUUUCAUGUUAUCCACAGGCAAAUGGUUUUGCUAUUGGUUCAAUUGAAGGUAGAUGUGCUAUACAAUACAUCACAGAAAAUGAACAAAAGAAAUUUGGUUUCUCAUUCAAAUGUCAUAGAAAACAAGGUGGUGGUAGUUCCACUUCAACUGGUGGAUUAAGAACUACCAGUUCAAGUUCUAAUGAAUCACAAGCUUUCUCAGUCAAUGCUAUUUCAUUCCAUCCAAUAUAUGGUACAUUCAGUACAGCUGGAUCUGAUGGUACAUUCUGUUUCUGGGAUAAAGAUGCUAAACAAAGAUUGAAAAGUUUCCCAGAAUUGCCGGGUACUGUAUCUGCAACUGCAUUCAACAAGAAUGGUACUAUUUUUGCUUAUGCGGUCAGUUAUGAUUGGUCUUUGGGGUACAUGGGCAACAGACCAGAUUAUCCAAAUAUCAUUAAAUUACAUGCUACUAAAGAUGUUGAAAUCAAACAAAAGAACAAGAGGUAA